Molecule: messenger RNA, 876 nt
Organism: Gongylonema pulchrum
Lineage: Eukaryota; Metazoa; Nematoda; Chromadorea; Rhabditida; Gongylonematidae
Source: the annotation of a GenBank genome assembly
GUGCAUGCGCAAAAUGCCUUGCUCCUUCCGCACUGUGUUUUCGCGCAUGGAUUAUUCGCGAUGCUAGGCGCCAUUAUCCGCGCUUCUGCAUAUGGCCCGUGCUGCAAGCGACUAGUGCUGGCAUCAUGGAUCAGAGUGCCGCCGGUAGAGCAGCCAUGUCGAACAUUUACCAAUUGGACCAGACGAUAUGUGCAGUCGAAGAACACAAUGUACUACUGGGGAAGCGUCGGGUUUGCUGUGAGCACUGUUGUUUCUUGCGCAGAAUCAGCUGCAAAAGCACACUGUGUUGAGCACGCUGCCAGACGCUUACCACUUGUGCACACACGUUUCCAGGUUGCUGAUGAUCUGGAACGAGUUGCAUCGAUGGAAAAGAUCGAGAACCGACUGAUCCGCGUAGCUUUCAAUGCUGAUCUUGAGUCGUCAAUGAAAUGGCAGUUUAAACCGUUGCAAAAGGAGAUUUAUGUUCAUCCUGGUGAAACAGCAUUGGUUUUCUACAGCGCCUACAAUCCAACGGACAAACCGAUUGUCGGUAUCAGCACAUAUAAUAUUAUCCCUUUUCAGGCAGCUUAUUAUUUCAACAAAAUCCAGUGUUUUUGUUUUGAGGAUCAAAUCCUUAACCCUGGUGAACAGGUGGAUUUACCGGUUUUCUUUUAUAUCGAUCCAGAGUAUGUGAAUGAUCCUGAUCUGGAGUACACUGAACAAUUACUAUUGAACUAUACAUUCUUUGAGUCAAAAUCAGGUCUUCUUCUACCUGAUCCCUUGGAUCCAGAAAAUCGGCCCACUAUUAAACGAAGUGCAGAGCCAGUCGAUGGUGAAGCUGCAGUACUCAAAAAUACCCAAAAUCUUCAGCCAGAUGCAAACGAACAAAAGAGCUAA